CAGAGAAGGCUUGUGUGGGGAAACCAAGAGACGAUCUGGGCCCUCUCAUGGGAUGCUUUGACAGCUCGACCAUCCCGAAGAACAGUGGCGAUGGCCAAGCCCAAGAAAGAUUUUGGCAAGCACCAAUGCAGACCCCUCUUCUUGUACAGCUGUGGACGGGAAUCAACGAUCUGGGAGCGUCCCCUGCUAGUGGAUUUUGGCUUUCCUUCUGAUCGGCUGCUGAAGUUGUCUGAACCUAAAAAAUGCCCGUCCGCCUACCUGCAGCAAAGACCUCGCCAGUCCCCUGAGUGGCUUGUGUCACCAGCUGCACUGAACUAUAAGGCCUCCCCACGGAUCCUGGAUCUUGCCCGGCCAAAGGUGCUGCACCCAGAGUUCCGGCUGGCCAGAGAGGUGCCAACACGGGUUAAAACCGCUGCGGUCUUGGCCAGAGCAUCCUCGAGGUUACAGCAUCUCGCAGAGCCCCGGGCCAGGGAGGUGACCUGCUGCUAUCAGUUCAGCCUUCCUGAAUCUGUCAUUCGGCCGGUUUCCAAGUUGGCUCAGGAGGCAGUUGCGAGCCCUCGGACGCUGGAGCUGGCCAGGGCAAAAAGAUUGCACCCUGACUACGUGCCCCUGCGGGAUGCUGAGUGGCCAGUGACCAAGGCUGCAAAGCAGGCGGUGGCCACACCAAGGCUCGUGGAACUGGCUCAGCCUUGCCAAAGGCCUCCUGUGAACUCGGCUCGAUUCAACCCAGACGCCUUCACGGUGAAGGAGACUGCUAAGAAGGCAACUUGUUCGGCUCGGAUCCAAGACCUGGCUCGUCCGAUUAAGCGCUGAGCUCCCUCAGAAACGCAGCCUGCUGCUUGUGCCAGUUGUCCCCCUCACCCCUUGGAACACUGCCCGCUUUGGGCUGUGCUGUGGCUGGAAAACCUACUUGAACACAGCGCAGAGGCAGCACCCAGCAGGGACACUUUCGUCCAAGCAGCUACUUUUACUGGGCUCAUCUGGGGAGUUAAAUAAAAUGGUCAUUCCUUAA
Molecule: messenger RNA, 1012 nt
Organism: Tyto alba (common barn owl)
Lineage: Eukaryota; Metazoa; Chordata; Aves; Strigiformes; Tytonidae
Gene: SPMAP2L
Product: theg spermatid protein like
Exons: 7
Coding region: 91-813 (240 amino acids)
Source: RefSeq, a predicted model, not a curated record